Molecule: messenger RNA, 411 nt
Organism: Adineta ricciae
Lineage: Eukaryota; Metazoa; Rotifera; Eurotatoria; Adinetida; Adinetidae
Source: the annotation of a GenBank genome assembly
AUGAAUUUGGAAUCAUUACCAAAUGAAAUUCUGCUCAUAUGUUUCGAAUAUGUCAAUACUAUUGAUCUUUUCUUGACAUUCGAUCAACUUAACUUUCGAUUUCGUCAACUCAUCCGAACAGUUCGACUGAGUCUCGACUUGAACUAUGUUCACAAAUAUCGAUUCCAUCGAUUUUGUCAGACGAUGUUGGAAAUUCCUGAAAUCAAAUCACAAAUUCAUUCGCUACACCUAUCCAAUCAAAGCAGCCCUGGCGAAAUUCACGCAUUCUUAUCCUUAUUUUCACUCAAACAAUUCCCAAAUCUGCAUUCACUAUCAUUAACUUCCGUUCGCAGACACGAUUUCCAAUAUCUUCAAUCCAUGCUACCAUCACUAUCAAAAUUGACUUCGUUUCGACGAACAAAUCCUUCGUAG